This is a messenger RNA of Angiostrongylus costaricensis, 372 nucleotides long. The record is from the annotation of a GenBank genome assembly. Lineage: Eukaryota; Metazoa; Nematoda; Chromadorea; Rhabditida; Metastrongylidae.
AUGCCACCGAAACCGUCAGCCAAAGGGGCAAAGAAGGCCGCGAAGAGUCAGAAAGCCAGUCGUAGUAGCGAUAAGAAGAAGAAGCAUCGACGAAAGGAGAGCUAUUCAGUCUACAUCUACCGUGUCCUGAAGCAAGUCCAUCCCGACACAGGCGUCUCCUCCAAAGCUAUGUCCAUUAUGAACUCGUUCGUUAAUGACGUAUUUGAGCGUAUUGCCGCUGAAGCGUCCCGUCUUGCUCAGUACAAUAAGCGAUCCACGAUUUCGUCCCGAGAGAUCCAGACGGCCGUUCGCCUCAUUUUACCAGGAGAGCUCGCCAAACAUGCGGUAUCCGAAGGCACAAAGGCUGUGACCAAGUACACGUCAAGCAAGUGA